AUGGAGUACUCUUAUUUGGGACAAAACAGUUUCGAUACCAAUUGCGGCAUACCCGGAAUGGAAAAUCCUUUGGCCAGCUGUAAUAUACCUUGUACCUAUGGAGAUACAAACCCGUUCGGCCAAAUGGCUGCCCAGGGGUACAGAUACAAUGGGGUGCGAACCUUUCCCCCAAACCCUGCCAUUACCUCCGCUAGCUGUAGCAUGGUGCCUCGCCCCCGAGACCACUCUCAGCCUCCGGUGUUCCCGACUGCGUACCGACGAAUGCAUGAAAACCAGCAUAGGGAGACAUACAACGGUUUGUCGUAUAAGAUGUACCAACAUGGCCACCAUGAAAACGGUUUAAGUCCUGAAAAACGUAAGCAGCGACGGAUACGAACCACGUUCACCAGCGCACAACUCAAAGAACUAGAAAGAGCCUUCGCAGAGACACAUUACCCAGAUAUCUAUACCCGUGAGGAAAUAGCGAUGAAAACGGAUUUAACAGAAGCACGAGUACAGGUAUGGUUCCAAAACCGAAGAGCUAAGUUUCGCAAGGUUGAGAGGGCAAAGCAACAGCAACAACAGCAACAACAACCGACAACUGUGAAGCAAGAGCCGGGUAAUACAAGCAGCAACAACAACAACUCCAGCACAACAAACAACAACAACACCUCUUCCAACAGCUCCAAAGACAAGCAGAAACAAUCCGAGGAGAGCUCAAACAAAAGUCAAAACGAGACCUCAAAAUGGACAAGUGGAAUUACUGUAGGGAAAGGCACAUCGGGAAUGGCCAGUAAUCCAUCCCUUCCGGGACCCUACUCCAGUGUGCUGACAAAUCGCAGUGCUGAUUACCAAACGUCACCAUCCUUAGACAAAAGUGUUUCAUUGGCUGGCGGAAUAUUUUGA
Molecule: messenger RNA, 885 nt
Organism: Ylistrum balloti
Lineage: Eukaryota; Metazoa; Mollusca; Bivalvia; Pectinida; Pectinidae
Product: paired mesoderm homeobox protein 2A-like
Exons: 5
Coding region: 1-885 (294 amino acids)
Biological process (GO): regulation of transcription by RNA polymerase II
Molecular function (GO): DNA-binding transcription factor activity, RNA polymerase II-specific; RNA polymerase II transcription regulatory region sequence-specific DNA binding
Source: RefSeq, a predicted model, not a curated record